This is a messenger RNA of Propithecus coquereli (Coquerel's sifaka), 877 nucleotides long. RefSeq names its product transcription factor BTF3. The coding region runs from base 114 to 602 and encodes 162 amino acids. The transcript has a single exon. Gene Ontology annotation, cellular component: nascent polypeptide-associated complex; cytosol. The record is from RefSeq and is a predicted model, not a curated record. Lineage: Eukaryota; Metazoa; Chordata; Mammalia; Primates; Indriidae.
AGAGCUGCCAUCUUGCGUCCCCACGUGUGUGCACCUAAACUCAGCUGGUCUUCCUGAGACCCUCUGAGCACCAACCCUAGUCCCCUGCGCGGCCCCUUUUACGCUUCGACAAGAUGAAAGAAACUAUCAUGAAUCAAGAGAAACUCGCCAAACUGCAGGCACAAGUGCGCGUUGGUGGGAAAGGAACUGCUCGCAGAAAGAAGAAGGUGGUUCAUAGAACAGCUACAGCAGAUGACAAAAAACUUCAGUUCUCCUUAAAGAAAUUAGGAGUAAACAAUAUUUCUGGUAUUGAAGAGGUGAAUAUGUUUACAAACCAAGGAACAGUGAUCCACUUUAACAACCCUAAAGUUCAGGCAUCUCUGGCAGCAAACACUUUCACCAUUACGGGCCAUGUGGAGACAAAGCAGCUGACAGAAAUGCUACCCAGCAUCUUAAACCAACUUGGUGCAGACAGUCUGACUAGUUUAAGGAGACUGGCAGAAGCUCUGCCCAAACAAUCUGUGGAUGGAAAAGCACUGCUUGCUACUGGAGAGGAUGAUGAUGAUGAAGUUCCAGAUCUUGUGGAGAAUUUUGACGAGGCUUCCAAGAAUGAGGCAAACUGAAUUGAGUCAACUUCUGAAGAAGAUGAAACUUGAAGAAGUUAUUGGGAGCUGCUAUUUUAUAUUAUGACUGCUUUUUAAAAUUGUUUUGUUUAUGGAUCUGAUAAAAUCUAGAUCUCUAAUAUUUUUAAGCCUAAGCCCUUUGGACACUGCAGCUCUUUUCAGUUUUUGCUUAUACACAAUUCAUUCUUUGCAGCUAAUUAAGCUGAAGAAGCCUGGGAAUAAAGUUUGAAACAAAGGUUAAUAAAGUUCUUUGCAUAGUAAAAAAAAAAAAAAAA